AGCAUCUUCUCUAGCUGCAGACUUCAGAGCCACCAUUUGUUCCAUCUGCUGCUUGUUUGUCUGAAUUCUGAAUUAGAUCAUGGGUGUCUUCAACGUUCGGACCGUGGUGUGGAUACUCGUGCUUCACGUCUGUCUGUUUCCUCAACUGGGAUCAGCUCAACUUAGACGAGACUACUAUGCAAAUACCUGCCCCAACGUCGAAACCAUCGUUAGAAAUGUGGUCACCCAAAAGUUCCAACAGACCUUCGUCACCGUCCCUGCAACUCUUCGUCUCUUCUUCCAUGAUUGCUUUGUUCAGGGCUGUGAUGCUUCUGUUAUUAUUGCGUCUACGCAAAACAACCAGGCAGAGAAAGACCACCCGGACAAUCUGUCGCUGGCCGGAGACGGGUUUGACACCGUCAUCAAGGCCAAGGCAGCUGUGGACGCCGUCCCUAGUUGCAAGAAUAAGGUCUCCUGUGCGGACAUCCUUUCCAUGGCCACCCGUGAUGUCAUUGCUCUGUCUGGGGGACCGUCUUACGCAGUCGAAUUAGGAAGAUUGGACGGAUUGAGCUCAACCGCUGCAAGUGUCGACGGGAAGCUGCCUCAACCGACAUUCAAUCUCAAGCAGCUCACUUCCCUGUUUGCUGCUAAUGGCCUCACUCAGAUAGACAUGAUAGCUCUCUCAGCGGCGCACACUGUGGGCUUCUCUCAUUGUAGCAGAUUCGCUAAUCGUAUAUACAACUUCAGCGCCCAGAACCCGGUGGACCCUACAUUGAACAAGGCCUAUGCAUCACAGCUUCAAGGAAUGUGCCCUAAGAAUGUGGAUCCAUCCGUAGCCAUUAACAUGGAUCCUAACACACCCAGGACAUUCGACAACGUCUACUACAAGAAUCUCCAACAGGGGAUAGGACUCUUUACCUCGGACCAGGUCCUCUUCACAGAUGCUAGAUCCAGGCCCACCGUGAAUGCCUGGGCCAGCAACUCGGCCGCUUUUCAAAAGGCCUUUAUCAAGGCCAUCACCAAAUUGGGUCGGGUUGGUGUCAAGACCGGAUCACAAGGGAACAUCAGAAGUGAUUGUGCAGCAUUCAAUUAGACAGAUCUAGGCAGAAUAAAAAAUAUCAAACGCCUGCUGUGAUCCGAUGGACCCAAUAAAGAAAGUGUUUGCUCUUUGCUUCUUUGUAGGAACUACUGAUCUUCGAGGAACAGAGAAAGAAUAAAACGAAAAUUAGUUCUAUUU
Nelumbo nucifera (sacred lotus) is the source of this 1216-nucleotide messenger RNA. RefSeq names its product peroxidase 51-like. Gene Ontology annotation, biological process: response to oxidative stress; hydrogen peroxide catabolic process. The record is from RefSeq and is a predicted model, not a curated record. NCBI's taxonomy places the organism in Eukaryota, Viridiplantae, Streptophyta, Magnoliopsida, Proteales, Nelumbonaceae. Gene Ontology annotation, molecular function: heme binding; peroxidase activity.